AAUACGAGAGAAUUACAUUUUGCCGUCGUUCGCACAGUUCAUCUCGCGGCACGAAAAUUUAUAGCGACUUCAACACUAGCAGACACUUCCAAUUCUUCGCUGUAUCUGCUGUUGAUCGAUUAUCUUUCCUUCAAUUUCAUCGAUUGAUCGUCAAUUACUUGAUUCUUUCUCAUACAUGUAGAAUUUCUUCCAUUUUCAAUCGCAAACCGGGCAGACGACGAAGAAGAAGACGGAGGCUUAAGGAAUUGCAGCCAGUUUUCAGUUCCAUGGCUGCAGAAUUGAAGUCAAGCUUCUUAUUAUUAUACGUUUGUGUUUUGGUUUUCGUUUUGCUUGUAGUUCCAUUGGAUUCGGCACCUCAGGCUUUCAGGAGAGAUCCAGGACAUCCUCAUUGGCAUCACGGAGCCUUCCAUACUGUCCGAGAUAGUGUCCGAAACGAUGUUCGUCGGAUGCUUCAUUCACGAGCUGAGGUUCCCUUUCAGGUUCCACUUGAAGUGAACAUUGUCCUUAUUGGUUUCAAUAAUGAUGGAGCCUACCGGUACUUAGUAGAUGUACACAAGCUAGAAGAGUUUCUGAGAGCCAGCUUCCCGUCUCACAGGCCAUCCUGCCUUGAGACUGGCGAGCCCAUUGAUAUCGAGCAUCAUCUUGUAUAUAAUGCUUUUGCUGUAGGUCAGGCUGAAUUGAUAGCUCUUGAGAAGGCAUUGAAGGAGACCAUGAUUCCCGCUGGAACUGCAAGAGAGACUGAUUUUGGAAGAGAGGUACCUUUGUUCGAGGUUGAAGCAACAACAGUUGAACCGGUGUUUCAGAAGUUAUAUUCCUAUAUAUUUGACAUUGAUAAUGAGGGAUACUCUGCUGAGAGCGCUAGAGUUAUGCCAAUUGCCAUAUUUAUUGUCAACUUCGAUAAGGUCAGAAUGGACCCCAGAAAUAAGGAGAUCGAUCUUGAUAGUUUAAUGUAUGGUAAACUUGACCAGCUAAGUGAUGAAGAUAUGAAAAAACAAGAAGGUGAUUACAUUUAUCGCUAUCGAUAUGAAGGAGGAGGAGCAACUCAAGUUUGGCUGGGCUCUGGCAGAUAUGUUGUGAUUGACCUCUCAGCGGGCCCAUGCACAUAUGGUAAAAUUGAAACUGAAGAGGGAAGCGUCAGUACUAGAACUCUACCACGACUUAGGAACGUGCUAUUUCCAAGAGGAUUUGGUGCAGCUACUGAUCAUUCGACCCUUGAUAAUUUUAUGGGGGAACUUGCUGCCCUUAUAUCAACCACCAUUGAACAUGUCAUAGCCCCGGAUGUCAGGUUUGAAACUGUUGAUAUGACAACAAGACUGCUCAUACCCAUAAUCGUCUUACAAAAUCACAAUCGAUACAAUAUUAUGGAGAAAGGCCAUAAUUACAGUAUAAAUGUCGAAGCAAUCGAAGCAGAGGUUAAGAAGAUGAUUCAUGUUGGGCAAGAAGCAGUAAUUAUUGGUGGUUCACAUUUAUUACAUCGGCACGAAAAGUUGGCCGUAGCUGUUUCAAAAGCAAUGCGAAGCCAUUCCCUACAGGAAACAAAGAAUGAUGGUCGUUUUCAUGUUCAUACCAAGGUGUAUUUGGAUGGUGCUAUCCUUAGAGAAGAAAUGGAAAGGUCCGCCGAUGUGCUUGCUGCAGGUUUGCUUGAGGUGGCUGACCCAUCUUUAUCUGAUAAAUUUUUCCUUCGCCAGCACUGGAUGGAUGAAACUGAAGUUUCAGAUGAUUCAGUACUGAAACAUAAGCCUCUUUGGGCUACAUAUCAAUCAAAAGUUGGCAAGAAGGUGAAGAAAACUGAAAAAAAGCAGGGGGAUUUGCACCGAACUUAUGGAACUAGGGUGCUUCCAGUUUUUGUCCUAUCUUUGGCUGAUGUUGAUUCAAAACUCACGAUGGAGGAUGAAAGCCUGGUUUAUGCAAGCAAAGAUGUUGUAAUCGUACUCGAGCAUCAAAAUGAGAAGAUUCCUCUUAGUUAUGUUUCUGAAACACAUAGAAGACAUGCGGAUCCAUCGCAGGCACAACGUCAUAUAUUGGCUGGACUUGCUUCAGCUGUCGGUGGUUUGACUGCACCUUAUGAAAGGGCUUCUCAUGUUCAUGAGAGGGCAAUUGUAAAUUGGCUCUGGGCAGCUGGUUGUCAUCCAUUUGGCCCGUUCUCGAACACGUCUCAAGUCAGUCGAAUGCUUCAAGAUGUUGCAUUGAGGAACAUUAUAUAUGCACGUGUAGACUCAGCUCUUCACCGAAUCCGAGAUACAUCAGAGACUGUCCAAACCUUUGCAGCAGAACAUCUAAAAACUCCACUCGGUGAACCAGUGAAAGGCAAGAAGAACAAGACAACUACCGAGUUGUGGUUGGAGAAGUUCUAUAAAAAAACCACCAACUUGCCCGAACCUUUCCCUCACGAAUUGGUCGAGCGGCUCGAGAAAUACUUGGAUAACCUUGAGGAACAGCUCGUGGAUCUCUCAUCGCUAUUGUAUGACCAUCGCUUACAAGAUGCACAUCUGAAUAGUUCAGAAAUUUUCCAAAGCUCCAUUUUCACCCAGCAGUACGUGGAUUUCGUAUUGAGCGAAGAGAGGGAGAAGAUGCGAUGCUGCAGCAUUGAGUACAAAUAUCCGGUACAAUCUUCUCAAAAUUACAUCUAUGGAGGAAUUCUUCUAGCUGGGUUUGUUGUUUACUUUCUUGUUAUCUUCUUUUCAUCACCUGUGCGCUAACAAUAAGAAACAUAGAGUAAUCAUAUUUUAUUAUGUUAACACAAAAACAAAAAUUAUAUUUUGGUUUCUCAUGCCAAUAGGAAUUUAGAAAUUUUUUUAUCAUAUUGGCACAUAACUUUGAGAGUACAAUUAGAGAGCACAUUUUCACUUCACACGAUCAAUCAGAAAGAUUUUUUUUCUUCU
Messenger RNA from Cucumis melo (muskmelon), 2882 nucleotides. RefSeq lists its product as uncharacterized. The record is from RefSeq and is a predicted model, not a curated record. The transcript has 16 exons. The coding region runs from base 267 to 2699 and encodes 810 amino acids. Lineage: Eukaryota; Viridiplantae; Streptophyta; Magnoliopsida; Cucurbitales; Cucurbitaceae.